Molecule: messenger RNA, 1901 nt
Organism: Hevea brasiliensis (rubber tree)
Lineage: Eukaryota; Viridiplantae; Streptophyta; Magnoliopsida; Malpighiales; Euphorbiaceae
Product: disease resistance protein RPM1-like
Exons: 1
Coding region: 62-1645 (527 amino acids)
Source: RefSeq, a predicted model, not a curated record
CAACUACCUUAUCAUCUUACAAACACUUGUUCCUCAUUUUCAUCUCAUAAUAUCCAGUGUCAUGCCUCUCUUCAAACACGUUAUUGAAUUAGAUGAUGGAAUUUAUGAGUUUUAUUGUGAGAUGCACAGUGGAACAACAACUGAAGCUCAUGUUAUUCCAAGCUCUAGGAUUCAACAAGACAAAGAUGAAGGUGAGACUUCUUCUUUAGCAGCUUUCAAAUCUAAUUAUGAGAAGCUUCCUCAUUAUCUCAAAUCUUGCUUAGAUUAUUGUUAUAUUGCAUCCGAAAACUAUAAGGAUAAAGGAGAAGUAGUUCGGCUUUUGUUGGCUCAAGGUCUAAUACCAGAAAAACCAGGGGAAAUCAUGGAGGAUACAGCAGAAAAUAUUAUUAACGAAUUAAUUGGCUUAGAGAUGCUUCAUGAACGUUAUCUUUUUAACAGUCAAAUAAAAGUCUCCGAAUUCUAUGAAAAAUCAUGCCUUGUUGUUAAAGUUGAGGAGCAAGAUUUCGUUUCUAAAGCUGCCAAUUCGCCAAUCCAUGCAAUUCUUCCGCUUGGACAAGACCUGCCUCCUAACUUCAAAAGCCUUCUAAUUCAAUCCUUGGCUAUUGAAGUCUACUCUUUUCGGUUGUGUCGGCAAACUAUCUGUGGGUUGCAGUUUCUGUUGGUAUUGUGUUUGAUUGGCCAAAUAGCGUACUUACCUGAUGAAGUGGGAGAUUUGGUUCACCUCAAGUAUUUAUACUUGGCCUGCUAUAAAAUGAAGACGCUUCCACGUACUAUAGCUAAUCUUCAAAAGCUACAAACGUUGCAUCUAACUAAUUAUUCAAAUCUAUUCCAACUACCUGUAGAAAUUCUUAAUAUUAAACAGCUUCGGCACCUUUUGUUGAUCGAUAUGUCCACAGAUGUUGUAAUUAGAAUUCCAAGAGGGAUUGGAACAUUGGCAAAUCUUCACACUUGCACUGGUGUCUAUGCUGGUGCUGGCAUUGCUAGUGAAUUGAGUAGUUUGACCCAACUACGAAAACUUGAUGUUGAAGUGUCUGAUGAUCAUGCUGGUGAGCUAUUUGCAUCCAUCAUCAAACUGGAAAGCCUUGUUUCCCUAUCACUAACUGCAGAACAUCCCUUGAAUGACAGACUUCUACCUGAAUUGGAACCAUUUUCUCCUCCACCUCAUCUUCAAGAGCUUAUUUUACGUGGUGGUCUAGUUGAAAUGCCCAAUUGGCUUCCCUCUGUUGAAAACCUAACCAUUCUAGAACUAUGUUAUUCUAAUCUCUUGGAGGAGCCAUCUUCAGUUCUUCAAUAUCUUCCCAAAUUAAAACAUCUUACACUUUGGGAAGCCUACAAAGCAAAGCUCAUUGGCAAAGAGUUUUGCGAUGUAGGUGGAUUUCCGGAGCUGGAAACUUUGAUAAUUGCUUCAGAGAAUCUAGUGGAGUGGACGGAAAUUGUAAAUGGUGCUUUUCCAAGUUUGAGGUACCUUCGAUUUUAUAAUUGUGAUAAAUUGAGGUUUUUGCCUGAAGGAUUACAGAACAUUUCUACGAUUCAAGAGUUGUAUGUUUUUUAUUUGCAUGGAGACCUUGCAAGGAGAUUGAAUGGUGAAGAAAAUUACAAGAUCAAACAUAUUUCAAAAUUUCAUUGGUUUGAGGAAAUUUUCUGAGGAAGUCACUAGAAGGAGCAAGAUUUAUGAUUUACUUGUUUAAUACUUUGAUUCUCUAAUGCUCCAUCAAUUCAUGAAGUUAAAAAUAUCUAUCUUUUAGGAUUUAAGAUAAUAGAAAAUGAUAGUAUUUGAAACUUUCUUUGUAAAAUCUUUAAGAAUUCAGGAUGAUGGAAUUGCUAGUAUUUUUUUGGUUUUGGAUUAUCAGGUAUGCAAGUGAUCAAAGGCUUUUGUGCUUGUAAUGAUUUUUUUUUUUUUU